AGCAAGACAACGUGGACUUCCAGCAACCUGAUCGGAAGCUCAUAUCCUGCUGCCAUACAAGUGUGACUGCUGCAAAACGACUAAGUUAAAGCUUUAAAGCUGUAGCGUGUGUUUUAAAUAUUAAAUAUAUAUAUAUAUAUAUAUAUAUAUUAAUUCUCAGUUAGCGUUCAUAAGUAACGUGGGGUUAGAAGCGGAGAGCUUUUAAAAAACCAGCGUUAGUUGUCUACUUAGCGUUGACCUUAUUCAAGAUCUGCUGCUUUGCUGCACUUGACGUGGGUUUUUUUUUUUUUUUUUGUGUGUGGAAGUAGUUAGCAUUUAGCCGCCACUGCCAUUAGCCCAGUGUUAGUUUGAAUUGUAGUGCAGCUCAGGGUUAGGAGAGAGAGAGAAGAGCUAAACAUUACUUCAUGACAAUGACUGCAGAGGAGCAGACGAGUGAAGGACAACACACCAUCCCGAUGGAGGGGGAGGAUGUCACGCCGAAGAAAGACGGGGGUGUUUUAAAGCUGGUGAAAAGGGAAGGCACAGGCACAGAGCUGCCCAUGACUGGUGACAAAGUGUUUGUACAUUACGUGGGCACGCUUCUGGAUGGUACUCACUUCGACUCGAGCAGAGACAGAGGAGAGAAGUUUUCCUUCGAGCUGGGCAAAGGCCAAGUAAUAAAGGCAUGGGACAUCGGUGUAGCCACAAUGAAAGUGGGUGAGUUGUGCCAGCUCAUCUGUAAACCAGAGUAUGCUUAUGGAUCUGCAGGUAGUCCACCCAAGAUACCCCCGAAUGCUACUCUUGUUUUUGAGGUGGAACUUUUUGAGUUUCGAGGUGAGGACAUAACUGAGGAUGAGGAUGGAGGAAUCAUCCGUCGGACUAUCACUAAAGGGGAGGGAUAUUCCAAACCUAAUGAAGGAGCUGCUGUUGAAGUAACUGUGGAGGGUUCCUGCGAGGGACGUGUGUUUGACGAGAGAGAACUGAAGUUUGAGAUUGGAGAUGGAGAGAAUCUUGGCUUGCCAGCUGGAGUAGAGAAAGCUAUCAUGGCUAUGGAGCAGGGGGAGGAGGCACUCUUCACUAUGAAGCCUAAGUAUGGCUUUGGGAAUGCUGGAAAUGCAAAUUAUAACAUUCCUGGCGGAGCAACACUGCAAUACAAAAUCAAACUGGCAGCGUUUGAGAAGGCUAAGGAAUCGUGGGAGAUGAACACUGGAGAGAAGCUGGAACAGAGCAGUAUUGUCAAAGAGAAAGGAACACAGUAUUUUAAGGAGGGGAAAUACAAGCAGGCGUCAGUGCAGUACAAAAGGAUCGUGUCUUGGCUGGAACAUGAAUCUGGUUUGUCAGAAGAGGACGAGAAGAAAGCGAGAGCAUUGCGGCUGGCUGCACAUCUGAACUUGGCCAUGUGCUACCUUAAACUACAGGAGCCAAACCAAGCUCUAGAAAGCUGUGAUAAGGCUUUGGAGUUGGAUGCAUCCAGUGAGAAGGCUCUGUUCCGAAGGGGCGAGGCACUCUUUGGCAUGAAGGAGUUUGAUAGGGCAAGAGAUGACUUUCAACAGGUUGUUCAACUGUAUCCUGCCAACAAAGCUGCCAAGAGCCAGGUGGUUCUUUGUCAGAAACGUAUCAAGGAGCAGCACGAGAAAGACAAACGCGUCUACGCCAACAUGUUCCAGAAAUUUGCAGAGAGGGAUUCAAAGAAAGAAGCAGAGAAGGUGAAGACUGGAAGCAAGGAGAACGGUGCAGAUGAGAUGGAGAUUGAGAACGGAGAAAAGGAGGAUGCAAGCGAAGCAAAGGCGUAGAUAAAGAUGUGACUAUUAUGGUUCAUCUGUUCUUCAGACUUUUGUAUUUUCAGCCAUUUGUGUUUAAGGUGUGACUGUGUGAGCAUAUGAAAUGUGUGUGCGUGUAUGAGGUCGAGCGUGUAAAAACAAGAGCACUGAUCUUUGGGAGUGUCUUCUCUGGCUUUCUUUGUGUCCGGGCUUUUUGCUGUGGCUGCUAGCGGAGCCGGUGGGGCUUCUCCAGCUGAUGGCACUGUGGGACGUGGUUUUAAUAAAUGAAUUGUAUGCCACAACCCCACCCCUGAACCGUUUCAACCCACAGCUUUGAACUGUGCAUGUGUUCUCACAGCGUUCUGGGUAGGAAACAAGUGCAUCCAAGUGUUAAGUGCAGCAUUUCAAAACCCUCACCCGUCAAGGGCUAGACCAUUCACCUUGCACUACCCCCCUCUGUCCUACACCCCUCCUCACAUUUUAUGCUAUCCAUCCAACCCUCCUCUCAUGGGCCUACUGAUCAAUUCCUGGAGUUGUGAUGGUUGUGUGCAUAGAUGUGAUGCGUUUGAAUGUUAGAGUGCUUGUGUCCCAAAGUACGUAUGUAGCAGCACUGUGGAUAGCUGAUGUAAUAAGACGUUAACCUGGAAUAGCUGUCAGAGCUUCUUUCUCAAUCUAAAUACGGAGCUCCCCUAUAACCCCCAGGGUACAGGACUGUUCACCUUUUCUUUGGAAAUACUGACUUUGUACUCCCCCCCCCACACCCCAGUGUUGUGCUUGUGAUUUUCUGUACUGUUCUCAAAAUGAUGAAUACAACCAAUUAAUUAACUGGAAUAUGUGCAGCCAGCUAGAAAGGACAUUAAUCAGCUUCUCCUGGACACACUCGAGUAAUAAACAGUCAAGUCUUUAGUCUUAAUUUACUGUAAAAAAAGUAAAAUGUUUUGAACGUGUGCAUAUAUGGCUCAUCAGAUUCGGGCUGUUACAGACUGUAUGCUAGAGGAGGAUGCUAGCCCUGUUUGUUCAUUUUUAGUCAACAGCACCUGUAGAGUUGGUCAGAAACUGAGCUUGGGGGGCUAAUUUAAAAACGGAGCUGUGGGUUGUGUGUUGAGUUUAUCUUUGUCUGUUGGAAGGGUCACUGCUUGGUCUGCCCUGACAGAACGAUAUAAUAAACAAUAGCUACAACUUGA
Molecule: messenger RNA, 2923 nt
Organism: Morone saxatilis (striped sea-bass)
Lineage: Eukaryota; Metazoa; Chordata; Actinopteri; Moronidae
Gene: fkbp4
Product: FKBP prolyl isomerase 4
Exons: 11
Coding region: 405-1772 (455 amino acids)
Molecular function (GO): peptidyl-prolyl cis-trans isomerase activity; protein binding
Source: RefSeq, a predicted model, not a curated record